CCAUGAAUCCACUCCUGAUCCUUGCCUUUUUGGGAGCUGCUGUUGCUUUCCCCGCGGAUGACGAUGACAAGAUCGUCGGGGGCUACACCUGCGAGAGGAACUCCGUCCCCUACCAGGUGUCCCUGAACGCCGGCUACCACUUCUGCGGUGGCUCCCUCAUCAAUGACCAGUGGGUGGUGUCCGCGGCUCACUGCUACAAGUCCCGCAUCCAGGUGAGGCUGGGCGAGCACAACAUAGAAGUGACGGAGGGGGGUGAGCAGUUCAUCAACUCUGCCAAGGUCAUCCGCCACCCCGGCUACGACAGCUGGACCCUGGACAACGACAUCAUGCUGAUCAAGCUCUCCUCGCCCGCGGUCAUCGAUAGCCGGGUGUCCUCCAUCUCUCUGCCCACCUCCUGCGCGCCCGCCGGCACCCAGUGCCUCAUCUCCGGCUGGGGCAACACCCUGAGCUCUGGCAUCAACUACCCUGAGCUGCUGCAGUGCCUGGACGCCCCACUGCUGUCCCAGGCCCAGUGUGAAGCCUCCUACCCCGGACAGAUCACCGACAACAUGGUGUGCGCCGGCUUCCUCGAGGGCGGCAAGGAUUCCUGCCAGGGUGACUCUGGCGGCCCUGUGGUCUGCAAUGGGGAACUCCAGGGAGUCGUCUCCUGGGGCUACGGCUGCGCCCAGAAGAACAGGCCUGGUGUGUACACCAGGGUCUGCAACUUCGUGGACUGGAUUCAGGAGACCAUGGCCAAGAACAGCUAAAGCUCCCACCCCAUCCCUCUGCCAUAGCUAUGCUAAUAA
Molecule: messenger RNA, 785 nt
Organism: Pteronotus mesoamericanus
Lineage: Eukaryota; Metazoa; Chordata; Mammalia; Chiroptera; Mormoopidae
Gene: PRSS2
Product: serine protease 2
Exons: 5
Coding region: 3-746 (247 amino acids)
Biological process (GO): proteolysis
Molecular function (GO): serine-type endopeptidase activity
Source: RefSeq, a predicted model, not a curated record